Messenger RNA from Solea solea (common sole), 2583 nucleotides. RefSeq names its product CCR4-NOT transcription complex, subunit 10 (gene cnot10). NCBI's taxonomy places the organism in Eukaryota, Metazoa, Chordata, Actinopteri, Pleuronectiformes, Soleidae. Gene Ontology annotation, biological process: mRNA catabolic process; negative regulation of translation. Bases 161 to 2362 code for a protein of 733 amino acids. The record is from RefSeq and is a predicted model, not a curated record. The transcript has 19 exons. Gene Ontology annotation, cellular component: CCR4-NOT complex. Gene Ontology annotation, molecular function: protein binding.
UUUAGAGCGGACCAAGGAUCGUCUACUGUGUGUAACACUGAAAAUUUACCUUUCUCUCUAUAUUUUUCAACAUUUCUACUGCCCGCCAACGGAGUUCACUUGAAUUUAAACCUUAAGUGUAAAUACUUGGUUCAUAACUGUCCUCAAGAAGGAGCCAGACAUGGCAGAAACUGCAGAACAAAAUGAGGGGAAGCAUGACAGCUCAUCAUCCCCUGGAGUGACAGACCAAGAGAAGCAAAUGGCUGCCACUGCAUAUGAAGCGUUUUCGACUGGGAAAUAUGACGAGUCUCUCAAGCACCUUCAAGCACUGCAGGAGCUCAACAAAGAAGACUACAAGAUCGCCUUGAACAAGGCUGUGGUAGAUUUUUACAAAAGUGGUCAGUCUACCACAGGGACUCUGAAGCAGACACUAAUAACAAUGAAGAACCAGGUUCACACAUCAGCAGAAGAAGUGGACGGGCUGGAUGAUGUUGAAAACAGUUUGCUGUACUAUAAUCAAGCCAUCAUCCACUAUCAUAUGAGACAGUACUCUGAAGCCAUCUCCAUAGGAGAGAAGCUGUACCAGUUCCUGGAACCGUUUGAAAAGUUUGCUCAGGCCGUCUGUUUCCUGCUGGUGGAUUUGUACCUGCUCACCUUCCAGCCAGAGAAGGCCCUCCACCUGCUGGCUGUGCUGGAUAAACUCUCUGUACAAGGGAGCAACAAGAACGGCAAAGGAGAUAACAACAGUUCAAACAAAGAAGGUGCUAAUCAGAAAGCAGAGUUCACAGCCAUGAAUGAGGCAGCCAAAUCAAAGAUGCACCAGUACAAAGUGAGAGCUUACAUUCAGAUGAAGUCAUCGAAGGCCUGUAAAAGAGAGAUCAAAUCUGUGAUGAACACAGCGGGGAAUUCCGCACCCUCACUUUUCCUCAAGAGUAAUUUUGAGUACCUGAGAGGAAACUACCGGAAAGCAGUGAAGCUGUUGAAUAGCUCCAACAUUGCAGAGCAUCCUGGUCCCAUAAAGACAGGAGAAUGUGUCCGAUGUAUGUUCUGGAACAACCUGGGCUGCAUCCACUUUGCAAUGGGGAAGCACAACCUAGGCAUUUUUUACUUCAAGAAGGCACUGCAAGAGAACGAUAACACCUGCGCACAGCUGGGAGACGGCGGUAACGGCCAAACUAAGAAGUUCACAGGCAUCCCCAUGUGUGCUCUACUAGCCAACAAGCGCUACGAGCUGCUCUAUAACUGUGGGAUUCAGCUUCUCCACAUCGGCAGGCCACUGGCAGCCUUUGAGUGUCUGAUGGAGGCGGUGCAGGUUUACCACUCCAACCCUCGGCUGUGGUUACGGCUCGCUGAGUGCUGCAUCGCAGCCAACAAAGGGGGCUCAGAGCAGGAGAGCAAAGGUUUACCUUGUAAAAAAGGUAUAGUUCAGUCUAUUGUCGGACAGGGCUACCAUCGCAAGAUUGUUCUGGCAUCACAGUCGGCCCAAAAUACCAUCUACAGUGAGGGUCAGUCCGCAGCAAUCCCAGUAGCCAGUAUGGAGUUUGCAGCCAUCUGCUUGAGGAACGCUCUGCUGCUGCUGCCUGAACACCAGCAGGUGGACACCAAGACAGACGUUUCCAAGAGCUUCAGUCAGUCAGGAAGCACAGAGAGCGGCAGCGAGAACAGUGAUGCGUGCAGUGGGAAAGGUCAGGAGGCUGAUAAAUUCUUGUCUGCAGCCCCAUCAUCUCCUCUCAGAAAACAGGAGAUUGAAAAUCUCAGGUGCUCCAUCCUGGCCUGUAGUGCUUAUGUGGCUCUGGCACUAGGAGACAACCUGAUGGCUCUGAACCAUGCUGAGAAACUGCUCCACCAGACCAAGGUGUCUGGAUCCCUCAAGUUCCUGGGUCACCUCUAUGCUGCUGAAGCUCUCAUCUCGAUGGACAGGAUCUCUGACGCCAUUGCUCAUCUCAACCCAGAGAAUGUCAGUGACGUGUCAGUGGGAGUGCUGAGCAGUGACCAAGACCAAGGGUCUGACAAAGGAGACGAGCCUGUGGAGUCCUCAGGUAAGCAGACUCCUCUGUGUUACCCCAGCAGUGUGACAUCAGCACGGGCCAUGAUGCUCUUCAACCUUGGCAGCGCCUACUGCUUGAGGAGCGAGUAUGACAAGGCCCGCAAGUGCCUGCGUCAGGCUGCAUCGAUGGUGAACUCCAAGGAGAUUCCACCUGAAGCCAUCUUGCUGGGAGUUUACUUAGAGCUACAGAAUGGAAACACCGAGCUGGCUCUGCAGAUCAUUAAACGCAACCAGCUGCUGCCCACAGCCGUCCAGAGGGUGUCGCCAGACUCUCGCAAGAAACCUGUCCAGCCUUUCCAACUGUCCUCAUCCUUCACACAAGUUCAGCGCAAAUGAUCCUCUUCUGAACCCGCCCCCCACUACACACACACCUGAUAUUUAUAAAGCUGCUUCCCCUCGGCAUCGUGAGCUGAUGAAAAUGUAGGAGUUUGCUUGCUGAUGAGAGAGGAACUUACACUGCAGUGGUUUCCAAGGACUGAGACCGGCUGACUUUUUAUUUCCAUUAGAACAGGGAGUCUGUGUUGUCUAAACAAUGAAAAUAAAUUUUAUUUACUGUA